This is a messenger RNA of Archocentrus centrarchus (flier cichlid), 2876 nucleotides long. RefSeq names its product HMG box domain containing 4a (gene hmgxb4a). The record is from RefSeq and is a predicted model, not a curated record. The transcript is spliced from 13 exons. NCBI's taxonomy places the organism in Eukaryota, Metazoa, Chordata, Actinopteri, Cichliformes, Cichlidae. Bases 280 to 2067 code for a protein of 595 amino acids.
CUACAUAUUCUAGCACUGCGGAGGCGAUGGAGACAUGAGCAGAGAUAAAUGCAUGUCCGCGGCAGUGUUUUGGCCACUUGAGCUGACCGCGGCCCAGCUUUUAGGGCAAGCCUCGGGAUUUCCUUAGCCGCGUUCGCCGGCCAGCUCAAGGCACAAUGGGCAUGGCAAGUUGGGAGUCUUCAAAUGUUGGGAAGCGACAGUGUCAAAGUGGAUAGAGAGGGGGUUGGUGUGCUACCUUGGUGUUGACAUCUCAUAUCAAGUGUUGACAGAGAGGAGGCCAUGGCUUUUGAGGAGCUCAAGGAUGUAGGGAUGGAAGGAGACAGGGGGCUUGUGGCCGGUCGCAGCCAGAGGGAGAAGAGGAGGUCGUACAAGGAUCUGUUGAGGGAAGAGGAAGAAAUUGCUGCUCAGGUACGGAAGUCUUCCAAGAAAAGGCCAAAGGAUUCAGAACUUUUUAUGCUGGGAGGAGAAUCGCACAAAAAGAAGAAAAAGCAUAGUGAUGACUACUAUUACAGGGACCACGAUGGUUCAGGCCCACCUCCCCACAAGAAAAAGCACAAGUCUGCAGACCGCUCCCCACCCCUUUCUUCCCCCUCAGCAUCCCAUCCUACAGAUACGGCAAUGGGCCUCCUACAGGCUAUCACCUCUCCCCUGGCCACAGGUUCAGACCCCAGCCCCCACUUACACAAGAAGCCCUCCUACCCGUCCUUCUCUUCGCACUCUUCUAAGGACCGCAAACGUGAGAGCAGCGGCGGUGGAAGCACAGGGAGCCAUUCUUCCUUCUCUCACUCCCGCCCCGUCUCUUCAUCGUCAUCUUCCUCCAAGAAGCACUCCUCCAGCUCCUCUUCUUCGAAGUCAUCUCUGUUCCAUGGCGGUGCUCCCAAAGAGGAGCCCUUGACCUUGCGUGAGGCGGACGGGCUGAAGAUGAAACUCAUCAUGUCGCCAGAGAAAGAGGAGGGAGAGAGCUUCCCAUUCACACCCCACUCAUCCAAAGGAGGGGUGAAGAAAGAGAAGGACAGGGAGGGAACGCAGCUCUCAAAGUCACCCAAGAAGAAGCUGCAGCAGAGUAGAGAUCCGCUGCCUGUGGUGGGCAAAGAGGUGGAAGUGGAAGGGCAUUAUGGAGGUGGCAUGGGAGAUGAAAGCUCUUCUUCUGGGGCAGAACUGGAGGCAGGUGAACUGGUUAUAGACGAUUCAUAUACACACUUGUCAAAAAAGAAGAAGAAGAGCAAGAAAAGCAAAAAGAAAAAGGACAAAGAAAAAGACAGGGAGAAGGAUAAAAGUGGGAAGGACAAGAAGCACAGCAAAGGGUUUGGCGAAUCAUCAAAGAGCCACAGUCACUCCCAUCCUACAGUCACACACAGUGCUGUGGGCCCGAUGUAUGCCAUGGGCACGCCCCUCCCGCCCCACCACCACCAAGGCAGCGACGGCACGACAGAGAAGAAGAAGAAGAAAGAGGAGAAAGAUCGAGAAAAGCAUGAGAAGGAUAAAGAUAAGCCUAAGAAGAAGAACACAACAGCCUAUCAGGUGUUCUGUAAGGAGUACAGGGUCAACAUAAAUGCAGAACAGCCAGGACUAGUGUUUGGUGAGUUGAGUAAGAAGCUGGCAGAGGUUUGGAAGGCGAUGCCUGAAAAGGACAAACUGGUAUGGAGGCAGAAAGCUCAGUAUUUGCAGCACAAACAAAACAAAGCUGAAGCCACUACGGUCAAACACAAGCCCUCCAGUGAGGGCAAAAGCAAAGUUGCAGGGACUUCGACAGGAGUGGUGUCUCCAAACAGAGCGCCGGGCACCAUGUCUCUGUCUCCGGCUCGAGUCCCAGAUGUUGAUCCCAUCGACGCAGCGGCUCACCUGCAGCUGCUGGGAGAGUCCCUGUCCUUGAUUGGACAUCGGCUGCAGGAAACAGAAGGGAUGGUGGCUGUGUCUGGGAGUUUGUCUGUUCUUCUGGACUCCAUCCUGUGCGCGCUGGGCCCGCUGACCUGUCUCACAGCACAGAUACCACAGUUAAAUGGAUGUCCUCGAAAUGUCCUGUCAAAUACGUUAGACAACAUCGCCUACAUCAUGCCUGGACUUUGAGGAAAGGAUUGACUGUUGAAUCUGGAGGAAACGGGGCCCCAGAAGACUUUACCCGGGAGACCUUUGGACUUUAAUUUAAGCCACUGCUUGGCGUCUGAAAAAUGUGGAUAUUUCUAGCAUCUGUAUGUUUUUUAAAGUGUAUUUUUUUUAAGAACUUGUUUCUCUUAGUUUUCUAAUUGCUGUAUUUUUAAAUGAAACAUUUUACCAAACAUGUUGAUCUUAAACGGUGCAUCAGCUUGGUUUUACUGUUACUGUACAGCUGUUUUCUGAAUGGAUGUACACCUGUAUGUAGUGUAUGUAUGACUGUGUGCGUGUGCACGCGCAUUUGCUUAGCUCUUCAGUGGGACCGUAAUUGUGUGACAGUUCAAUACAUGUCUGCAUAUUGAACUUUUUUUUUUUUAAUGAAGUGUACAGAAACAUUUACAUUAUCAGCUCAUCAGUGACAUCACGUAAUAUAUUUCACAUCUCCUUAGUUUUUCUUUUUCCCUGUAUAAGAGACUUCUUUUAUACAUUUAAUAUUUUACUGUGUAAGACAUUUGAAAACUCAAUAGAAAACAUCUUUGGGUAUGACUGUUGUAGUGAAGAGCUGUUCCAACAAUUCCCCAUCUGAUUAAACUUGAACCAUGUGGCAACAUUAAAAUAGCAGCAUUAUUCAGUGUGGAUAAUCAGACUGACAAGAAGCAAAGUGAACACAGACCCUCCCUUUAUUUUGCAGACCCAGCACAGUAUUAGGUACAACAGUUCCAAGAGUGACUGUCUGCUCACCUGGUUUUUCCUGCUCUUAUAACCUGUCUGUUCUCUGUCCAUCC